Messenger RNA from Hippoglossus stenolepis (Pacific halibut), 5086 nucleotides. It is a transcript of the gene tbx20, whose product is annotated as T-box transcription factor 20. The transcript is spliced from 8 exons. Lineage: Eukaryota; Metazoa; Chordata; Actinopteri; Pleuronectiformes; Pleuronectidae. Gene Ontology annotation, biological process: cell fate specification; vasculogenesis; heart looping. The record is from RefSeq and is a predicted model, not a curated record. Gene Ontology annotation, molecular function: DNA-binding transcription factor activity, RNA polymerase II-specific; RNA polymerase II cis-regulatory region sequence-specific DNA binding. Bases 379 to 1695 code for a protein of 438 amino acids. Gene Ontology annotation, cellular component: nucleus.
UUCCCAAAGCUGCAGCCGGCCACAGAUCUGGCACCGCAGGACGCACACACGUCUCCGGUAUACUCGGUCCUCCUCCUCCUCCUCUUCCUCCUCCUGCUCCUACUCCUCCUCGCAUCAUGCAUCCAGCGAGACUGAGCUCCACCGGCCAGUGACGAGCGUGUCCACAGAGCCGAGCGCGUCCACUGACCGUGCGUAAACACAGCAAGUCGAGGAGAGAGACUGCGCGUUUGUCUCCUUUCUCCAAACCGCUGGAAGCCACAAAAACAGGCGGGGUCGAAAGUUUCUGGAAGGAUUUUUUUUUUUUCUUCACAUUAUAAUUAUAACUAUAAUUAUUUAAAGAGGAAUAUUUUUGUUCCCGAGCCCCUUUUCACCAAGGACAUGGAGUACACGUCAUCCCCGAAACCGCAGCUGUCAUCCCGGGCAAAUGCUUUUUCCAUAGCGGCCCUGAUGUCCAGCGGGAAGCCGAGCAAGGACAAGGAGACGGAGGAGAGCACCAUCAAGCCCCUGGAGCAGUUCGUGGAGAAGUCCUCGUGCAACCAGGCUCUGGCUGACCUGUCCUCCCUGGACGCGCACGGCGGCGACUUCAGCGGGAGCGCGCCCUCGGUGUGCACGGAGCCCCUCAUCCCCACCAAUCCCGGCGUCCCGAGCGAGGAGAUGGCCAAGAUCUCGUGCACCCUGGAGACCAAGGAGCUGUGGGACAAGUUCCACGACCUGGGAACCGAGAUGAUCAUCACCAAGUCCGGAAGGAGGAUGUUCCCCACCAUCCGGGUCUCUUUCUCCGGGGUGGACCAGGACUCGAAGUACAUCGUGUUGAUGGACAUCGUCCCGGUGGACAACAAGCGGUACCGGUACGCGUACCACCGCUCCUCCUGGCUGGUGGCCGGCAAGGCCGACCCUCCUCUGCCCGCCAGGCUGUACGUGCACCCGGACUCCCCGUUCACCGGAGAGCAGCUGAUGAAGCAGAUGGUUUCCUUCGAGAAGGUGAAGCUGACGAACAACGAGCUGGACCAACACGGACACAUCAUCCUGAACUCCAUGCACAAGUACCAGCCCCGAGUCCACAUCAUCAAGAAGAAGGACCACACCGCCUCGCUGCUCAACCUCAAGUCCGAGGAGUUCCGCACCUUCGUCUUCGUGGAAACCGUCUUCACGGCCGUCACAGCCUAUCAGAACCAGCUGAUAACCAAACUGAAGAUCGACAGCAACCCGUUCGCCAAAGGUUUCCGGGACUCGUCGCGGCUGACGGACAUGGAGAGCAGGGAAAGUGUUGAGAACCUGAUCCACAAGCACUCGUACGCCCGGUCGCCGAUCCGAACCUACACUGGCGAUGAGGACAACCUGGGUGAGGACAUCCACUCCGCACACGCCAGAGGUUCAGCGUUCUCCGCCUCAGACAACCUCUCUCUCAGCUCCUGGGUCACCACCGCAUCGGGCUUCUCUGGCUACCCACAGUCCCUGUCGGCGAUGAGCGCUGGCGCCGCCUCCCUGCCCCACCCCAUCCAGGGCUCCCUCCCCCCCUACAGCCGGCUGGGCAUGCCGCUGACGCCCAGUGCGCUGGCCGGCACCAUGCAGGGCAGCGGGCCGUCCUUCCCAUCCUUCCACAUGCCCCGCUACCACCACUACUUCCAGCAGGGGCCCUACGCCGCCAUCCAGGGACUGCGCCACUCCUCCACGGUCAUGACGCCCUUCGUAUGACUCCAUCCUGGGGAGGAGGCGACCGGAACCUCACACUGAGUCCAGUGCAACAAGUUCCUCCUCCACGCCGGCUCAUCACUCCUCAUCCAGUUUGUAUCUUUCCUCUGGUGUUUGUAAAUAGUUCACGGCAGCGGGCGAGCGGGCGGUGACACUGCGAAGAGGACGUGGCUUCCUGAAGGAGAAUCCAGAAGAAGAAAAAAGGACUGAACCCUGCGGAAACACCAGCAGGUUCCAGGGUUUCUAUGACAACUGCAACAUCUCACACAAGACAACAAAGGGAGCAUGUUUGAUCUUGGCCCUUGAAGAACAGUGGAUCCUCAAUUCAAACCAAAUCUAACAAUAUCUAGAAGACCACGUCUUCCUCUAAAGAUUCAACGUCUCUACUGGGUCUCCACCAAGCUUUACACACGGCAGGUUGCUGUGUGAUCCUUCAACGGUGCAGCCUACACAUUACUUCCUGGAGAGACUCGUGUCUGACGCUGCAGCACGAUGGACAGCGGAGCUCAGUCCGAGUCUGGGAACUCUUCAGCGUAUCGAGAGGCCAGCUCAGCUUUUUCUGUGUUUUCUAGAAAGCAGCCAUAUGUACAGUACAAAGUUAAACACCUCCACGCUCUGUUGAAAAUACUGUUCGCAAAAAACACACGUUAAAACACAUUGUACAAAGGUGAAAAUACUGCAUUUACUCAUAGGAAAAUUCUCACUGUAGAGUGCAAAAAAAAAAAAAGAAAAACCAUAGGACGCAUGCUGACGCAGUAGACAAACACACUGGGUGAACUUUAUAUGGAAUAUUAUGGGAUGAAUAUGUUCACCUGCAACUGGGGGAAAGGAUUUUUUAUUUACUUUCAAGGUCCAGUCAAACCAGCUUUUAAAAGUUCUGCAGAAAUUGGAUCAAUUGAAUGUUUAGAUUUUUUUUUACAGGCGCAAUUUCACACUAUUAACAACUAAAAAGACUCGACACCAAAAAACAACAACAUUAUGAACUGAAAGCAAAAGCCUCCAAAAUAAAUACAAAAACAAUUCAUGUGUCUAAUUAGCUCCAUAAAUCUUUAUUCUUCUGCUUUUUUCGAUCAUUCUUGAACAAAAAUGUUGUUUAAUCACAGGAAGUAAAAAGAAGAGAAGAGAAAAUACAAAGAAACUAUUGCUGGUAUCUUACUGGCCUUUUAGCACGUUAGCCGUUAGCUCACAGCCACAGUAGUUGAGCACGCACACACACACACACACACACACACACACACACACUCACUCUCACACCUACAACAGGAGUGAAGGAUUUUUAUUUCUGUUAAAGGUCGAAAUCAAAGCAUCGUUCGAAACGACGAAGAAAUUAAUCCAUUUCAAUCGAUUCUUCAAAAUUUGCCAAUUUUUUGCACCCGGCUCGUGAAAAUCCGCCCCGUUAACCAACAUCAUGAACUGAGAACAACAAGAUGGAAGAAACUAUUUAUUGAUUAAAAAAUUUAGAGUAAAAAAGAAAACUAAACUAAACUAGAGAAGCUUCUUUGACUGUUUCCCUAAAUCACCCAGUUCUCUAUUUAGUGAAGUGAUAGAUUUCAUUGUUUCACUCUCUGUUGUGACUGAAACUAAAUUCAAGUUCACUAAAAAACCUUUUUUUAACAUUUCAAUUCAAUAUUUCAAGUGUGUGAAACGGCCCCUAAAUGUUCUCACUCUGUUUCCACUGAUCUGGAAACAAACACUGAAAUCUCUUCACGUCUGAACACACAGGAACAUCUGACGUGUGGUUUGUAAAUCAGCUUCUACUCUUUUCUCCUGCCGACCGUGGACCGCAGCCUUUCAGCAGCCGGCCGUUGGCAGGCGCUGCCGAGCUGAUGCAUGGCGGCGUCGGAGCGUGUCGACAGGGCGUCCACACCUGGAAAUAAUGGCUCUGUGCAGUUUGGUUUCAAAAAGGGAGGAGGAGUCGACUCACACACUCUAAAGCUGCAGCGGAGUUUUAAAUGUAAAACUGAUUAGAGUGAUUUAUUUAGAAAUACAUGAGAAAGUAAAACAGGCAGAGGGUCCCAGAAACUGGAAAAAAGUUAGUUUAUGGCCAAAAUGUUAAUUUAAAAAACCAUUAAGAUUAUUUUUCAACUUUAAAAAGAUCUAUAAUAAUUAUUAUAUUCGAUUUGAUUGUUAAAUUAAUAAUUUUGUCCACAUAUGUCAGAAAUACACAAACAACUUCCUGGAGCUCAAACCAGAUUUAUUCAGACUUAUUCAACAGUCCACGAUGCAAAAUAACAAUACUUUCACAUCACUAUUAAUAUUAUUUAUAUUUAGUAAAACAGAAAACACUGAAACACACAUUUGAGAAGCUGGACCCACUGAACUUUGGGCAUUUUUAGUUUAUAAUUUUAAAAUAGAAAAAUUCUUGAUUUUGAAAAUGUAAAGAAUCAAAAGAUAAUCAAAUAAGCUUUUGGUUCUUUUGCUGUGGAUCAAAUAUUGGAUUAGAUGUUGAAGGAACCAUAUCAAAAGUCUUUAUCUUAUAUAUUUAUUGAUAUUUGAUUUUCAAAAUCAAAUAAACCAAUAUCAUUAUCGGCCUAUAGAAUCCGGUUUGAGCUGAACCAGACUCAUUCGACCUGUUCAAGUAUUUAUCGUCUAUUCAGGAGUCGUUUUCUUCUGCAGUUAAUUCAACGUUUCUGUUUCAGAAGGAGAUUGUUUUUCAUGUUUAUGUAUAAAUUCCUAAAGACCACCUCUGUAACCGUGGAAACAGCAGCAGCAGCAGAGACGUGUGUGCAAUGAACAAAGAUGUUUUCAGUGCUCGGACGGAAUCUCACUCUGUGUAAAAGCUGGUUUCACAAACACUGUAAAUGUUCCCGUUUUGACUUUUGCCAAAGUUUCACAUCACAAGACGAAUGUUUCUGUAGAAAAUGGACAUGAAUGUUCUUUGUGUUUUCAUUAUAACGUGGAAACAGUUGAUUUAUUCUCACCAGCGAGUUGAGGAGAAACAAGAGCUUGGAUCCUUCUCUCCAGUAGUUUCCAUCUUUCCACUUGUACAACACAACAACACAACAACACAACAACACACUUUGAAGCAAACGCACAUUCCCGACUUGCCACUGAGAAUAUUCUCUCUUUCCUUCCUCUUUAUUUUUUUUUACGUUUGUUUUCCUUUUAUAUUUCCAUAAUCUGAAUACGACACCGGACGAGAUUGUGUUUUUGAUGAUUUUUUUUAUUUUUUAAUUUUAAGUGCAAUAUAUUUAUUUUGCUCUCUGGAAAUAAUGUGUAAUGUACUUAUGCCGCAUUAAAAAAAAGUAGUUAUUUGUAAAACCUUGAGAAAUAUAUAUCACCACUCAAACACUUUGAGUUCUUUUUCUUUUUGGGGAUAUCGUGUAAGUUUCUCCGUCACAGUGAAUCACAGAUUGUCAGAAAUAAAUGAAAUCAUGAGAUGAUUUCAAACCUG